Cryptotermes secundus is the source of this 671-nucleotide messenger RNA. RefSeq lists its product as uncharacterized. Gene Ontology annotation, cellular component: ribosome; cytosolic small ribosomal subunit. NCBI's taxonomy places the organism in Eukaryota, Metazoa, Arthropoda, Insecta, Blattodea, Kalotermitidae. Gene Ontology annotation, biological process: translation. Gene Ontology annotation, molecular function: protein binding; structural constituent of ribosome. The record is from RefSeq and is a predicted model, not a curated record.
AUUAAAGCAUAAUGCAGCUGCUUGUACGAGGACAGGGGAGUCAUGUUAUUGACUGUGAAGGCAGUGAGUCUGUUGGGCAGAUCAGAGAGCAAGUAGCUGAGUUGGAGAGCAUUCCUGUGGAAGAAGUUCACCUCUACUGUAGUGGGUCACCUCUGAAUGAGGAUGAUCUUGUUACCAACCUGCGAUGCUUAAGCAUCGAUGUCAGUGUUUCUGUGAAGGGCGGGAAGGUGCACGGCUCCUUGGCUCGUGCUGGCAAAGUCAAAGGUCAGACCCCCAAGGUGGACAAACAAGAGAAGAAGAAGAAAAAGACUGGCCGUGCCAAGCGACGUAUACAGUACAAUCGCCGGUUUGUGAAUGUUGUUCAGGGUUUUGGCCGCAGGAGAGGCCCUAAUGCAAACUCAUAAGUGAAUAAUUUUGAAAUCAAAGUUAGUUUGAGAUCAGAAUUGAAUAUCAGAGUUUUGUAACCUGCUUAUUUAAUGAGUGCUGUACAAAGUGAUGCUUGAAGGUGUGAUUGGUUUAUUGAUUGAUUCAGUCAAAUUAAAUUAGAAGAAAUAAUUUUUGUGAUUGAUGCCACUUGCAUGGAUUGGAAUGAUCUCAAGUUAAUUUUGAUAAAAUUAUGAGAAUUGUAUAUGGUUGUUUUUCUGUAAUAAAAUGUAAAUGACAGUGUGAAA